Messenger RNA from Xyrauchen texanus (razorback sucker), 3567 nucleotides. RefSeq names its product sodium- and chloride-dependent GABA transporter ine. Gene Ontology annotation, biological process: sodium ion transmembrane transport. Lineage: Eukaryota; Metazoa; Chordata; Actinopteri; Cypriniformes; Catostomidae. The coding region runs from base 7 to 1758 and encodes 583 amino acids. The record is from RefSeq and is a predicted model, not a curated record. The transcript is spliced from 13 exons. Gene Ontology annotation, cellular component: membrane.
AAGACCAUGGCAGUGGAGCAGGAUGCAGACAGACCCACAUGGAGCAGGCAGAUUGAGUUCACUCUGGCCGGGAUUGGCUGUGCUGUAGGUUUGGGGAAUGUCUGGAGGUUCCCAUACCUGUGCUACAGGAGUGGUGGAGGUGCGUUCCUGGUGCCUUACCUGCUAAUGUUGGUGGUACUGGGCAUCCCCCUGUUACACAUGGAGCUGACUCUGGGUCAGUACCUGAGAAGGGGGCCUGUCCUGGCCCUGACCAAAGCCUGUCCCCUGUUCAAAGGUGUGGGCAUGGCAACAGUGGCCAUCUCUUUCAUCAUGUGCUCGUAUUAUAAUAUAAUCAUCACAUGGGCGCUUUACUACAUGUUCAGCUCUUUUCGGAGUGAGCUGCUUUGGCAGAACUGUAACAACACCUGGAAUACUGCAAACUGCACAGACCGUGUGACCAACAGCUCGUCAUCAUCCACCGCCAGCCAACAGUUCUUCAAUUUUAAGGUUCUGCAGAGGACCAGCGGUGUGGACGAGACGGGAAUAUUACGGUGGGAACUCUUCCUUCUGCUGCUACUGGCCUGGAUCCUCGUCUACCUUUGCAUCUUUAAAGGGGUCAAAUCAACUGGGAAGGUGGUGUAUUUCACAGCUCUGUUCCCUUAUGUGAUACUUUUGGCUCUGUUGAUCAAUAACGUGCAGCUGCCUGGAGCUAUGGACGGUAUUCGAUUCUUCAUCAUACCAGAGUGGGAUAAACUGCUCAAUGUAGAGGUAUGGGUUAAUGCAGCAGCUCAGAUCUUUAACUCCAUUGGGAUUGGCUUCGGCUCUUUGAUGGCGAUGUCCAGCUACAACUCCUUCAACAACAAUAUCCUCAAAGACACUCUGGCCAUUGCCAUCACAAAUUCUGCCACAAGCAUUUUUGCUGGAUUUGUCAUUUUCUCUGCAUUUGGUUACAUGUCUCACCUUCAGAACGUGCCAGUCAGUGAGAUUGCAGUCGAUGGACCAGGGCUGGUGUUUGUAGUUUACCCACAAGCCUUUGUAACGAUGCCUGUCGCUCCUCUGUGGGCCGUACUCUUCUUUUUCAUGCUACUCUGCCUCGGCCUCGACAGUCAGUUUGCUAUGGCCGAGGUAAUGGUGACCAGUCUGCUCGACAGCUACAGUCAACCCAUACUCAAAUAUCUCAGACGCAAGGAGUUCCUUGUGCUUGCAGUGUGCGGUGCAGCUUUCCUUCUGGGCAUCCCUCAUGUUAUGCAGGUUGGGAUCUAUGUGUUCCAGUUGAUGGAUCAUUACACCGCUAUCGUGUCCAUCAUGUUCUUGGCCUUUUUUGAGGUGAUUGGCGUGUGCUGGCUCUACGGUGUGAAGCGUCUCUCCAGUAACUUAAUAGAGAUGACGGGAAAGAGACCCAACAUCUUCUUCAGGGUUUGUUGGUGGGUGGUUUGUCCUGUUUUGAUCACUGUUAUUCUAGUGUUCUCAGUGAUUCAGUUUAAACCAGCUCGAUAUGAGAAUUAUGAAUACCCACCUUGGGCUCAGGGGGUCGGCUGGCUCAUCGCUAUGGCAUCUAUUAUCUGGAUUCCACUGGGGGCUGUGCACACACUCUGGGUUCUGCCCGGCUCGUUCACUGAGAGACUGAAGAAGUCCAUCACACCAUUUUCUCUGGACAAAGAAUCAGAGAGCCCGUAUUACUUGCAGAAAGGAGCCGUUAUGGAGGUGAUACCCAACGUUGUUGUCAUUGGCACGGCUGUACCUCUACCUGAAAAACCUCCAAUCCAGACUAAUUUAUGAACUACUAUUUAUCCUGGGGACUAAGCCUGACUUUGGCCCUGAUCUAGUCCAGCUGCCAUACAGACUGUGAUGUGAAGGAUUAUUUAUGGAUGUUUGAACACAGUUGGGUUUGAAAUUUAGGCCCAAAUAUCAGUUUCGACAAAUUCAGAGAAACCUACUGUUGGCUGGUCCAUUUGGGGAAGUUAUAAACAUUUCUUUUCUUAAGUGUACAGUCAUGGGGACCAUUUUUUAAAUUGUGAUUUCACUGUCUGGAAAGGUAAUUAAGUCUUGGAGCAUUCCAGAAAUAAAAUAGUUGUAAGCUCUGCAGUUCAAUAUUUCAUUGGCUAGAAUUUGCUCGUUUAGAGUAUAAAGACAUGUUUGUCUGAUUUGGAAGUGAUUCCUUUUUUUCAAUGUAUUGGUCUGAAUGAUUCAUUAGCGAAUCAGAGAUUGAAUCAGCUUAUCUCGGAAAUUCAUUGGUCGAAAAGUGUGUGAACGGAAGCCUUUAUAAAUGCACUUUAUAACAUCUGAAUGCACAAAACGAUCCAAACCUCAUAAACAAAAGAACCCUUUUUUAACUCAUUUGUUGCACACGUCAUAUCUACAGAAUAUUCCGGGUUCAAUACAAGUUAAGCUCAAUCGACAUAAUGUUGAUAACCACAAAAAUGUAUUUUGUUUGUUUUUGUAUAAAAGUAGGAAUGAGUUGAAAUAAUUUUUUGUAGUAAUCAACAUUAUGCCACAAAUGCUGUCGAUUGAGCUUCACUUGUAUUGAACCCGGAACAUUCCUUUUAGACAGAAUAUCACAUGGUAUAUACAGUCAAAAUUUGGAUACACCUCAUUCUUUAUUAUUAAUAUUUUUCAGUGUUUUAUAUUAAUUGUGAAGUUAUAACUAUGGGACAACAAAAAUGGAAGAAUGGUAUUAUUUAAAUAAUUUCAAACAAAUCAAAAUGGCUUCUAAAUCAAUAUAUAGAUGAAUAAUAUAAGACAGAAUAUUCUAAUAAAAUCUAUAUUUUAGCAUAUUGUGAGUAGCCACUCUGUGUCUAAAGCAUAAGCCUUUAUACACACACACAUACACUCCCACAUACACACACACACACACAUACUCACACUCUCUCACUCACGCACACACAUACACACUCUCACACACAUACACACUCUCUCACACAUACACACUCACACACACAAACACUCACACAUACACACUCACAUACUCACACUCUCACACACACACACUCACUCACAUUCUCUCACACACAUACUAACACACUCACACAUACACACUCACAUACUCACACUCUCUCACACACUCACAUACACUCACAUACACUCACACACACACUCACAUAUACCCACACUCUCUCACACUGACACAUACACACUCUCACACACAUACAAACACUCACACUAACUCAUUCUCACACACACUCUCUCAAACACACUCACACACACUCACUCACACACACACACAUACUCACACAUUCACAUACACACACAUACUCAUACUCACUCUCACACACACACACACACAUACUCACACAUUCACAUACACUCACACAUACUCACACUCUCUCACACACACACAUACUAACACACUCACACAUACACACUCACAUACUCACACUCUCUCACACACAAACACAUACACUCACAUACACUCACACACACACUCACGUAUACCCACACUCGCUCACACUGACACAUACACACUCUCACACACACAUACUAACACACACUCACACUAACUCAUUCUCACACACUCUCAAACACACUCUCUCACACACACUCACUCACACACACACAUAUUCACACAUUCACAUACACUCCCACAUAUAC